Molecule: messenger RNA, 3417 nt
Organism: Nerophis lumbriciformis (worm pipefish)
Lineage: Eukaryota; Metazoa; Chordata; Actinopteri; Syngnathiformes; Syngnathidae
Gene: gsk3ab
Product: glycogen synthase kinase 3 alpha b
Biological process (GO): peptidyl-threonine phosphorylation; negative regulation of TOR signaling; positive regulation of proteasomal ubiquitin-dependent protein catabolic process
Cellular component (GO): nucleus; cytoplasm; cytosol
Molecular function (GO): ATP binding; protein serine/threonine kinase activity
Source: RefSeq, a predicted model, not a curated record
AUCAACCUUUGCGAGCGUGACGUCAUCGUGCGUCAACUCCCCAGUCCCCCACCAUCAUCGUUCUACAGAGGAAGAAAGGGGGAGACGGGCAGCCUGUAUAGAACGCUUUCACAAAAAUAUGAGCGGCAGCGGGCGGCCCAGGACCAGCUCAUUCGCUGAGCCUCCCGGAGCUCCUGGAUCCGCUGCAGCCGGCGCCGGAUCAGCAGUCGCCGGCGGAAGCUCGACGGGAAAGACUGGGGCUUCGCAAGCCAGUGGCAGCACCUCGACGAGCUUCGGGAAUUUAAAACUGCCCCGCGACAGUGGCAAAGUGACCACAGUGGUGGCAACGCCUGGGCAAGGCCCCGACCGCCCACAGGAAGUCUCCUACACGGACAUUAAAGUAAUAGGAAAUGGCUCCUUUGGAGUGGUCUACCAAGCUCGCCUCAUCGACAGCCAGGAGAUGGUGGCCAUCAAGAAAGUUCUCCAAGACAAAAGGUUUAAAAAUAGAGAGCUGCAAAUAAUGCGCAAGUUGGACCACUGCAACAUUGUGAGGCUACGUUACUUCUUCUACUCCAGUGGUGAGAAGAAAGAUGAAGUCUAUCUGAAUCUGGUGCUGGACUUUGUCCCUGAAACAGUGUACAGGGUGGCUCGGCACUUCAACAAGGCCAAGACCACCAUCCCCAUCAUUUAUGUAAAGGUGUACAUGUACCAACUGUUCAGAAGCCUGGCAUAUAUCCAUUCCCAGGGCGUAUGUCAUAGAGACAUCAAGCCCCAAAACCUCUUGGUGGACCCAGAGACGGCCAUCCUCAAACUCUGUGACUUUGGCAGUGCGAAGCAGCUGGUUCGGGGGGAGCCGAACGUGUCCUAUAUCUGCUCACGAUACUACCGCGCUCCGGAGCUCAUCUUCGGCGCCACGGACUACACGUCCAACAUUGACAUCUGGUCGGCUGGCUGCGUGCUAGCAGAGCUGCUGCUGGGUCAGCCUAUCUUCCCCGGGGACAGCGGAGUGGACCAGCUCGUAGAGAUCAUCAAGGUUCUUGGAACACCGACAAGGGAGCAGAUCCGAGAGAUGAACCCCAACUACACAGAGUUCAAGUUUCCCCAGAUUAAAGCUCACCCUUGGACAAAGGUGUUUAAGCCCCGCACGCCGCCGGAGGCCAUCGCUCUCUGCUCUCGAUUGCUGGAAUACACGCCAGUCACCCGUCUGUCUCCGCUGGAGGCCUGCGCACAUGCCUUCUUCGACGAGCUGCGCCAGCCCAACACCCGCCUGCCGAGCGGGCGGGAACUACCGCUCCUCUUCAACUUCAGUCCCGUCGAGCUGUCUAUCCAGCCUCAGUUGAACUCAACACUCAUUCCUCCUCACGCUCGUGCACAGACGACGCCUGCCUCACACGAUGGCAGCGUGUCAGACAGUACCGCCCAGCCCAGCUCAGCACCUGGAACCAUCAGCAACAGUACUUGAGCAGCCAUCACCACAAGCGUACACCCCCCUCUUCUACACCACCACACCAACCUGCCAUCCUUUUCUUUUUGUCUUCCCUUCCUCUAUUCCUCUUCCUCUCACUACUUCUUCCUCCUGGCUCCAAAUUAGAAAGACUUUAGAGACACACACCCACACACACACACACACACACACACCCCUCCAUACUCAUGCAUUGCUACCCGCCCUCUCAAUGAUGACGUCUGCAAGCCUUUAGAGGAGCGUGUGCUUAGGCUUUAUGUAUAAACUGACUUUAUAAGUCCUCUUAGGAUAGUUAAAAAAAAAAAAAGACCCUGUCGGUUACAUGGAAUGUUCUAGGAGAUUUUACUUUUUAUCCAACUAUUUUUUUAUGUUUCGUUUCAUUUAGCUAAAUUGAAUAGUCCACAUUGGUGUUGACAAUCAUCCAAAAUCGUCCCAAAAAGUGAUAUAGUGGAUGUUUCCCUCGUCGUCCACUAGGGGAUGUCUUGUCACUUUGUACCCAAACGCUCCAUGCAAAGUCAUCACCCAGUUUUUUGUUUUUUUUUAGCAAUCAGUUUGUUAGCAGACUUCACAUGAACUGAUUGUUUCUGCUGUCCUUUUUAGAUCCGAUUUUAAAGCUUUUAUUACAAAGAAGGAGCACACCGCAGCCCUUUGCCUUUACUCUUCUGUUUCUUCUUAUCGUCUGCUCCUGAAACUCGCCUUUUUAGGGCUUCUUCGGUAUAAGCUCAUGUAUUCAUCGUGUAAGCUCAAGUGUUUCACGGUCAUCGGUUGCACAUCCUGGAGGAGGAGGAAGUUGGCCUUGAAGGGUGUUUUUUUUUUUUUUUUUGGUGGGGUCCAGUUGAAUUCUAGAAGUGACAUCCGGUGCACCUUUUGUACACUAUGAGCGACGUAAUUGGUUGUUUGGUGUGUGUGAGAGAGUGUGAGAGCGCCCUCUUUCCCCAAACAGCCUCACUUCCUGUCGUGCAAUGGUUGUCGGACCUUGCUCUCCCUCCAUCCCUUCUCCCCUCAUCUUUAUUUUCACUGCUAAUCUGUAAAUAUCAAGUACCUUUUUAUUUUUGUCGCUAUUAUUGUAAUUAUAUUGUCUUUUCCCCCCCCCCAUCCCCAGUAGAUGGCGCAUCAGCCGCCAGACUGUUUUAUCCUCUGUCGCAGCAGUCUGUAAAUACGAUUUAUUUUGGGGGGGGUUUUGUCCUUUUUUUUGUUUGGGAGGGUCUGAAACAGAACAAACAAAAAAAAAAAGUUAAAAAAAAAAAAUCUCACUUGAAUUCUCUCUUCCUCCAUUUCUCUCUCGGUGACUUUCCCUUCCCCCCCUCCACCAUAGUUGUUGUCUUAACUGUUUUAUUUAUUGUAUUGUUUUUAAGGGGGGGGUGAAGGGACUGUCUUUUUUUUCCACGGGUGCGAUAUAGUAUUUUUUCUUUUUAUUGUAUAUUAUUUACAAAAAAAUGUAUGUAAUGGAGCAGUUGUCACAUCCGAGAUACUGUACCUUGACUUAUGUGUACGUUAAGCACGGGUGCACACGCGAGCCGACGCUUUUAUGAGUCGUUUCAUCCAACUUCAAUGUGAACAGAAUGUUACAAGCACCCGGUUCUUUAGUGCGUGUGUGUGUGUGGAGGGAAAAGGUGGAAAAAUGAACCUUCCGUGGACCUCCCGUGUCCGUCCAUCCAUACGUCUGCUGUUUCCACUCGUGAGAGUGUAACUGUGUGUGUUGUUGUCGAGCACAGCUGCAGGGAACGUGUGUAUGUGUGUAUGUAUGGUAGCAAACCCAUGGGUAUUCUUCUCGUCCUCCCGUCAUUCUCCUAUACUUGGAAGUUCUGACAAAAUGUGCUUUUAAUGUUUUUUUUCCUUCAAUCCAAUGGCAUCUUGUUGGCGAACAGAACGGUCGGAUAAAGGAAAUGAGAGAUAGCGAGGGAUGGGGGGAGAGAGACAGUUUUUUUGUUUGUUGAUAUAAAUAAUGAAACUCAUUAAUAAAGUGAUGAAACGCU